Messenger RNA from Etheostoma cragini (Arkansas darter), 6501 nucleotides. RefSeq names its product multiple epidermal growth factor-like domains protein 6. Lineage: Eukaryota; Metazoa; Chordata; Actinopteri; Perciformes; Percidae. The coding region runs from base 199 to 4899 and encodes 1566 amino acids. Gene Ontology annotation, molecular function: calcium ion binding. The record is from RefSeq and is a predicted model, not a curated record. The transcript has 37 exons.
UAGUCGACCCUCUGCUAACCAGGGAAUGGGAAAACACGUCUGUGUUCUCGAGAACUAUCCAAACAAGACAAACGUUAACUUUUGAAUCAUGUCUCAAGGCGGACCUAAUGUUAGGAUGCUCUCCAUUUGAUGGACACUGAGGCUGCGCCGAUUGAGUCUAUCCUAUACUUCUCUCCGUGUCUGUAACUGGCUGAAAUUAUGUUCCCAGAUAUUUUGGGUCUGAUAUUAUUGAGCACUAUGCGCACCGCAUCAUCUUUGGAGCUGCAGCUGGGCAUGCCAAAUGUUUGUGCUGACCAGGAGAUGUCCAUGUUGGGGGGUCGGGAGGGUGAAGAGAUGGGCUGUCUGCAUCGGGUGUGUGGUGCCAAUACAUGUUUCAACGGAGGCCAGUGUGCAAGGAAUGGAGACCAGAUAUGCCAGUGUCCACUAGGCUUCAAAGGGACGCGGUGCCAGUAUGAUGUUAACGAAUGUGAAGUAGAUGAAGGUGGCUGUGAGGGGUACUGUUGCAACACCAUCGGCAGCUACUACUGCAAGUGUCCUGAAGGCAGUCGGCUGGGGCCAGAUGGCAAAGCAUGUCACGAUGUUAAUGAGUGUGAAGAGCUGAAUGGAGGAUGCCAACAAACGUGUGUCGACACACCCGGCUCUUAUUACUGUGAGUGCAGCGAAGGCUUCCGCAUGCACGCUGAUGGUCGGACCUGCAUUGCUGUGAACUCUUGCUUGGUGUUGAAUGGUGGAUGUGAGCAUAAGUGUGUGGACAUGGGGAACAAUCACUACAAAUGUGACUGUCGAAAGAACUAUCAGCUGAAGAGAGAUGGGAGACACUGUGAAUCGAGAGACCCCUGUGAGGACAGGAAUGGAGGCUGCGCCCAGUUGUGUCUUGCCGAGGGCGGCCGGGUUCUCUGCAGCUGCCGGCCUGGUUUUACACUGGCUGGAGAUGGCAAGAACUGUGAAGACAUUGACGAGUGCAGUUCAGGCCAUGCCAAGUGUUCCCACAGCUGUGUCAACAUGCUGGGCUCCUUCAGCUGUGUGUGUCGUCCGGGAUUUGAACUUGGUGCUGAUGGCAAGCAGUGCUACCGUAUUGAGAUGGAGAUCGUCAACAGCUGUGAGAAGAACAAUGGAGGUUGCUCUCAUCACUGCGAGCACACCACCAACGGUCCGUUGUGCUCCUGCAACCACGGCUACCAGCUGGACCGGGACAGGAAGACCUGUGUAGAUAGUGAUGAGUGUGUCAGUGGAGAAUCCUGCUGCCGUCACUUCUGUAGAAAUUACCCAGGCGGCUACGAGUGCAGCUGCAGAGCUGGCCACAGACUGAAUCCAGAUGGCUGUGGCUGUGAUGACAUUGAUGAGUGCCUAGCGGAGACCUCGGGCUGUGAACACGACUGUGUCAACACCCUGGGUACAUAUGAAUGUUUUUGUGAACUGGGCUUCCGUUUGGAUCGGGACCAACACUCCUGCAUUUCUCUGUAUGACAGAGAAUUGGAAGAAGAAGAUGAGGAGGAGGAGGAGGAGGAAGAAACAGAUGAGCAGCUGGAGGCCCACAGAUUACCAGACCUGCUGUUCCGCAAGGCUCCUCAGCUCUUACAGUACACAGCAGCCUCGCACUCCCGUUAUGAGAGUGAUGAUGAUGGUAGCGAUGGUGGUGAUGGUGAAAAAGCAAUGGAGAUCCAAAGGGAGCGUCGAGGAGAGCUUAGACUGGACAGCAGCAUAGUGUGUCUAGAUGGCUCGUUUGGGGAUGACUGCAGUGUGAGCUGUGAAGACUGUGUGAAUGGAGUGUGUAGGGAAGACAGAGACCAAUGUGAAUGUUCAGCUGGAUGGACUGGAAUCAUCUGUAACAAGACUUGUCCACAGGGCACCUAUGGGCAGGCCUGCAGCAGCCUAUGCCGUUGUCAGAAUGGAGGCUCGUGUGACCCUGUAACGGGGAAGUGUUUGUGCCCCCCUGGGGUACGGGGCGUGCUCUGCGAGGAUGGUUGUCCAAGGGGUUAUUUUGGGAGGCACUGCAGAAGAAAGUGCCACUGUCCCAACAACGGACAUUGCCAUCAUUUGUAUGGAGGCUGUCUGUGCUCUCCGGGACUAUAUGGCCGCUUCUGCCACUUGUCUUGUCCCAGGUGGACGCAUGGUGCCGGCUGUUCCAAGGAAUGUGACUGUUUUCAAGAACAUUCCACUGGCUGCGACCCCAAAACAGGGAGCUGUUUCUGUAAGGCUGCAUAUCACGGCCCACAGUGUGAGAAAGAAUGUGUGCAUGGCUUCUUUGGUGCACUCUGUGAGAAGCAAUGUGACUGUCCAGGUGGAGGGCCAUGUGACCCCAGGACCGGAGAGUGCAGCCAGCAAUGUCCUGCAGGCUUUCAUGGAGAAAAAUGUCAGUUAGGCUGCCAAUCAUUGAGCUAUGGCGAGAACUGUCGUCUGACCUGCGACUGUGACGGAGCUCCUUGUGAUUCCGUAACCGGACAGUGCACUUGUCCUUCUGGAAAGACAGGACCCUCUUGUCAUGAAGACUGCCCUGAUGGAUUCUGGGGGUUGAUGUGCCAGUCAUCUUGUCCUAACUGUGAGAUUACAGGCUCCUGCAACAAGCAGACUGGUGUGUGUGACUGCAAACCGGGCUUCACUGGCAACCUCUGCCAAAGUGAGUGCCCCCCAGGUUUCCAUGGACCAGGCUGUUUGAUGCGCUGCUCAUGUCAUCCUGAGGCCACUUGUGACCCACAGACCGGACGCUGCAUCUGCCCUCCUGGCAAAAAAGGCCAUGACUGUGCAACAUCAUGUGAAUCCGGUCACUGGGGCCAAGACUGCCUCAUUAAAUGCCAGUGCAAAGAGAACUGCUUGGGCUGUGACCCGGUCACCGGUCAGUGUUCGUGUGAGGCCGGCUUCACUGGUGAACACUGUGAAAAGAAGUGUAUGGCUGGCAGUUAUGGGCAGAGGUGUGCCCAGCAGUGCCAGUGUCAGAAUGAGGCCCUCUGCGACCAUGUGAGUGGAGCCUGCACGUGUUCACCUGGAUAUGCUGGCACCUACUGUGAAAAAAUGUGCCCGGACGGCUUUUACGGUCUUGACUGUGGCCAGAUGUGCGAGUGCAGGAACGGUGCCCGCUGCCACCACAUCACAGGAGCUUGCCUAUGCACCGCCGGCUGGGCAGGACCACACUGCAUUCUGGAAUGCCCGGACGGUCAUUUUGGGGAGCAGUGCCGUCAGACCUGUGAGUGUCAGAAUGGAGCCAGGUGUGACCACGUCACUGGGCAAUGCAGCUGUGCAGCUGGCUGGACUGGAGUCAGCUGUCAACUGCCCUGUCCUGCAGGACAAUAUGGGGAACACUGUUCUGGUCAAUGUCUGUGUCGAAACAGAGGCUCUUGUGAUAGCAUGACUGGCCAGUGCUCCUGCCCGCCUGGCUGGACUGGAGCCACCUGUGAGUUAGAGUGUGAAGAAGGACGUUUUGGAGAGAACUGUACCCAGGCCUGCAGCUGUAUGAAUGGAGGGAAAUGUGACAGAGUGAUAGGGAGAUGUGUGUGUCUGCCUGGUUGGAUUGGAAAGCUCUGUCAGUCAGCCUGUUCUAAGGGAUUCUUUGGAGAUGGCUGUGAGCAGAGCUGCGACUGUGUCCAUAGUUCCAGUUGCCACCAUGUGACAGGCCUCUGUGAGUGCAAGCCAGGCUGGAGGGGAGCCAGGUGUGACAAACCCUGCCUUCCGGGGUCCUACGGUGCUUCCUGUGUCCAACAGUGUCAGUGCCAUGUUGGAGUGUCCUGUCACCAUGAGACGGGGAGUUGUGGCUGCCCAGCUGGACUCACAGGGCUUGGCUGUGCAAAACCCUGUCCUGCUGGCAUGUUUGGGCAAAACUGCAGCCAGCUGUGCCAAUGUUCAGGAGACCAAGAGCAGUGCCAUCCUGUGACUGGGAAAUGUAGCUGCUUACCUGGUUACUACGGGGCACGCUGCGAAAUACGAUGUCGGGCAGGGACCUUUGGGCCAAACUGCAAGUCCAGAUGCAGCUGCAUCAAUGGUGGUCGCUGUGACUUCAGGACUGGGACUUGCUACUGUCCUCCUGGCUUCAUUGGAGCUGACUGCAGCUCAAGUUGUCCAAGUGGGUACUUUGGGAAGGACUGUGCUAAGCUGUGCUCCUGUGGGGAAGGAGGGCAAUGCCACUCCGCAACUGGGAAGUGUGUUUGUCCCCCUGGUAGAAUAGGACAGUCCUGCCAACAAGCAUGUCCUAGGGGGCGCUACGGCCUGCAGUGCAGAAACACAUGCAGCUGUCAGAACGGGGGUCUGUGUGACCCCAUCGACGGGUCUUGCAAGUGUGGACUGGGCUGGAUCGGACGCCGCUGUGACACUGCAUGUUCACAGGGAAAAUACGGGGUUGAUUGUGUACAAGACUGUUCAUGCCUCAACAAUGGGACCUGUGACCGUUUUACUGGUACCUGCAACUGUACUGCUGGAUACUACGGCCACUCCUGUCAACACAGAUGCUCACUUGGGUUCUUUGGAGUGAACUGUGCCCAUACAUGUGACUGUAAAGUGGGGCACGCAUGUAACCAUGUGACAGGCCAAUGUGUGUGCCCACCUGGCUACUAUGGUCUCCAAUGCCAAAGACGGUGUGAAUCUGGCAAGUUUGGAUUAAACUGUGGACAGACAUGUGAGUGUGUUGGAGAUGCUCCGUGUGACCCAUCGAGCGGACAGUGCCUCUGUCCCCCAGGAAGCACGGGACAGAGAUGUGAAAAAGCCUGUGGUGGAGACCGUUUUGGCCCUGACUGUUCCCUGCCAUGUCAGUGUGCCCAUAGAGCCCGAUGUGAUGGGCUGAGUGGGCGAUGCCUGUGCCCACUCACCUGGCUGGGCCCCACAUGUAGUGAAGCACGUCUACACCAAAGCCCGGGACCGUUGAACCUUUCUGUGUCCCAAAGAAAGAGAAGAGCAGGCAGCAAAACCACAUAACCCAAGCAGAGGGGCAAACUCCUGACUGGAUGUUCAAACACGGGGGCUUGGUUCCAUUAAGCAUUACUCAGAUCAUCUUGGUAAAGGUGAUGUUAGUAAUAUCAUGUUUUUGUGAAACUGUCACUGCAUCAGUGAGCCUGGAGCUCAAGGUAAUCACCCAGUAGACCUGGCAUGUGAAGGGCCCUCAAAAGGACCAUAAACUCUAAACCCCCCCCCGAACUGUCUAAGAUUUAAAGUCCAGGGUUAAACAGGCUUAGUAAUACCCAUUAAUACCUAAAUCCCAUUUGUGACUAUUGCUGAUGGAAAGGGGUUCAUUUGCUUUUCAGUUUUGCAUGUAAUCUGCUGUUUGAACAAGACACGACUGAAUCUGAUACUUACUUGUCACUGGAGAGCCUUAAAAAAACAAUAUUUCCUAAUUUUUUUUAUGUGUGUCCACAAAUAACUGUCGCAGGUGAGCUACAAAAAUAUGGUCCAAUAGAAGCCAUAAAUAUUGAAGCAGGGGAUGUUUCAAAAUAAAAAUGACUUCUGGACAUAUUUUGAAAUAUAAAAACAUACUUGGCUUUAAAAGAUCAUUUACAACUAUGUCUGGUAUUUUUUUUUUUUUCCCAAAAUGGUCAAUUACAUACUGUUUUUCCAGAAGUCAAGAAUCUAUUAAUUGCAAUGAUGCAAAAAAACAGUGUUUGAAUCCCCAUUAAGACUUAGGGCCCUGUUUUAAUGAUCUAAGCGCACAGCGGGAAGCACAUGGCGUAGGUGCGUUUAGGGCAUGUCCAAAUCCAUUUUUGCUAGUUUGGCAGCGGAAAUAAGGGUCCGUGCGCCGGGCACAUGGUUCACAAGGGUUGUACUUAGUGUCUUCAUUAGUUCAUAGGUGUGUUUUGGGAAUAACAUGACAUAAACCAAUCAGAAUGUCAUCUCUCAUUCCCUUUAAAAGCCAGGCGUGUUUGUACCUUGGCGCAUUGUUAUGAUGGUGGUGGAUUUGAACCAUACUAUUUUUAUUUCUUCUUCUUAUUUCAUCUUUUGCAUGUGUGUGUGCUGCUGCUUUUCCCUAUGUGUGUGUGUGUGUGUGUGACAAGUAUAGUGUGCGUGCGCGGUGCAUAAGCCUAGGCGCAUUUUACUAAUUUGAUGUUUAAAUAACAAUGAAAUGCUGCGCUAUUGACUUUAGACCAGGUUUCUGUUGCAGUCAUUUACCACUGCCUCAAGAUAAGCAAAAAAAUAGGGAAUAAAGAAACUGUGUCGCCCUAGACACUUGCGUCAGGCUUUGCACUGCGCCGGGUGCAAGAUAGGACCCUUUAUGUACUUUACUUCCAUCAUGGAGAGGCAAAGCCCCUCCCCUUCCGAUGGACUGCCAUGGGACCCUAACUCUGAAAAAAUGUGAACGGUAGUAAAUGGGGCAAAACCAAUUAUUUUUGAUCCCCUUUGAAUUGAGCCAUGAAUAUAAUGUUCAUCAGUUUGAUAGAUAAUUUCGCAAGUCAAGGAAGGUUCAGUUUACUGUUAAACUGUCAAGUAUAACACUGUGAAAAUGUGUAAUUAGAAAGACUACAAACAGAUGGAUGAUGUCUCGUUGAAGCCACGGUAUCUGUGUGUAUCGUACCGGGGAUGUAACGA